CCGCCGGUUGCUGGCGCGAUCGCCGUCUUAAAGGGCCCGCGGCGACCUCCCCUUAGGAGCGGGCCCGGGAUGUCGGCCGGGGUCCCGGAGGGGUGUGCGCACAGCGUCUGUAUGGUGUCGGACUUCUUCUACCCCAACAUGGGCGGCGUGGAGAGCCAUGUGUACCAGCUGUCGCAGUGCCUCAUCGAGCGGGGCCACAAGGUCCUGGUGGUCACCCACGCCUAUGGCCAGCGGAAGGGUGUCCGCUACCUCACCAACGGGCUGAAAGUGUAUUACUUGCCCCUCAAGGUCAUGUACAACCAGUCCACCGCAACGACACUCUUCCAUAGCCUGCCUUUGCUCAGGUACAUAUUUGUGCGGGAGAGGGUCACCAUUGUCCAUGCCCACAGCUCCUUCUCUGCCAUGGCCCAUGAUGCCCUCUUCCAUGCCAAGACCAUGGGGCUGCGAACGGUGUUCACAGACCAUUCCCUCUUUGGGUUUGCGGACGUCAGCUCAGUGCUUACCAACAAACUUCUGACAGUGUCCCUGUGUGAUACCAACCACAUCAUAUGCGUCUCCUACACGAGUAAGGAAAAUACGGUGCUGCGAGCAGCUCUGGACCCUCGGAUAGUCUCUGUCAUCCCCAACGCUGUCGAUCCCACUGACUUCACUCCAGACAUGUCAAAGAGGGAUGAUGCUACAAUAACAAUCGUGGUUGUCAGCAGACUUGUAUACAGAAAAGGUAUAGAUUUACUUAGUGGUAUAAUUCCUGAGCUCUGUCAGAAAUAUCCAGAGUUACAUUUCUUAGUUGGAGGAGAAGGACCAAAGCGAAUCAUACUGGAAGAAGUCCGAGAAAGAUACCAGCUGCACGACAGGGUGCGCCUCCUAGGAGCCUUGGAGCACCAGGAUGUUAGAAAUGUCCUAGUCCAGGGACACAUUUUUCUCAACACUUCCCUCACUGAGGCCUUUUGUAUGGCAAUUGUGGAAGCAGCAAGCUGUGGUUUACAGGUGGUGAGUACAAGAGUUGGAGGGAUUCCUGAGGUGCUUCCAGAAGAUCUCAUUAUUCUAUGUGAACCCUCUGUGAAAUCUCUGUGUGAUGGAUUAGAAAAAGCUAUUGCCCAACUUAGAGCAGGAACACUACCAUCUCCAGAAACUGUUCAUAAUAAAGUAAAGACAUUUUAUACAUGGAGGAAUAUAGCAGAGAGAACUGAGAAAGUGUAUGACAGGGUUGCAGAUGAAGUGGUUUUACCAAUGGAUGAACGACUUAACAGACUUAUGUCUCACUGUGGCCCAGUGACUGGGUAUAUUUUUGCUCUUUUUGCUGUUUUGAACUUCCUUUUCUUGGCAUUUCUGAGGUGGAUGACUCCAGAUUCCGUUAUUGAUGUUGCAAUAGAUGCCACAGGACCUAAAAGUGCAUGGACUAAACAGUAUUUUUUGGGGAAAAAAAGGAAGCGUUAAAGAAGAUCUUCCAAGCUCCUAAAGUGCUGAAAUUGAGAGGAAAGGACGCAUCAGUCACUAAAGGUUUUAAUGCUUGCUGAUAGAGACAUUACUCUUAAAAUUCUUCAGUUUCUUUCUGAAGUCCUUGGAAAGAAACUUGGUUAAAUGUACUACCUCAAUUUAGGAUGAUAUUUUAAUUUAGUUUUGGAUUCAUGCAAAUCUAUGGACAUCUCUUUUGCACUUAAAAUUGGAAGAAUGUGGGGUUUUAUAUGAUUCAGAAGCCUUUGAGACAAAAGUACAAAAUUUUUUCAACAACUUGAAUAUUACAGAAAGUGACUGUACACUUUACUGGUAUUUGAGAAAGCAAAACACACAAAAUAUUAGCUUACAAUAGUUUCUGCUAAUUCCUUGGACUAACUGUGAUUUCUAUUUUGAAACUUAUUUAAAAUUUUUUAAGUAGAAGCCCAACAAAACAUACCUUUUCUCUCCUAAGAUGAAAACGGUACUUGAAAUUAGUCAUUAAGGCCAUUAUCAUGGGAAUGUUGGAGACUUAUUUCUAGUUGUGUCCCAGUGACAGUCUUUUGCCUGCAUAGCAUUAUUAUUUUAAAGUUCUUCCCUAGUCAAAUUAGAUCAUCCUGUUGCUAAAUCAAAACUCCAUAAUUAUUUUUUUUUAUAUUUUCAGAGGUGCUAAAUUUGUCUUGUUCACUUACAUGUGUGAAAAUGAUGUAAAGCUGAUGGUGUUUGUGUCUUGGCUGUUUGUUUGUUUUCCAUUUUUAGAUUACAUAGGUAUAGGAAUUCUAGUCUUUAGAGGUAAUGCAGCCUUCAGAAACAGCUCAGGCCUGAAAACUCCUCCAGCAGACUAUGCCAAAGUGUGAAGUAAUGUGUGUGCACACACGAGAGAGAAAUCUGUGAAGGGCUUAACAAGCACCGUAAUGCUUUCUUGCUCUCUCUUUCCCCUCUCCCACACCUUCUUAGUUUUCCUUUUUUUUUCUUUUCAUUUUGCUUUUUGCUUUCUCCUUAUAUAAAACCAAAAUGGCAUUUCAGUCCAUCUCUGGGAGUGACAGUGUUCAGUGUGUGUGAUUUCUCCUAGACCACAUCAGAGACACUGGACAGGUUCUGCAGGUGAAAUCUUGGAAAGGUAUCUCUUAAAUGGAAAAAAACAAUAGGUAUGCUUUCCAGCAGGGGGAAAAAGGGACAAAAAAAAUAAAAAGGUCUGGCUUCUCACAUCUGUUAGCACUCUUAUGUAAUGUAUACCUGGGACAAUAAGGCAGCACAGCAUAUCAAUGUGUGAGAGGAGGCACCUAUGUCAUUUAUGUCAAUGACCUCUAAAACUUCCCCCUGAGUUAAUUAACCCCCUGGGUUAAUCUCUUAUUCAAGCAUCACCGAAGACUAAAAAUUUCAUGAUUUUUAUGCCUCGUGAGUAUUACAUGUUGUUGGACACUGUAUUAAUAUUAAAACUGUGCAAUAUGGAAGUACUGUUUCCAAACCCUUGAAGGGCAGUAUUUAAAACAUAACUUCUGUCAAUAUCGUAUUGUUUGUGUAGAUACAUAGUUACACUAACAUUUUAUAAUUGUAUUGAACAUAUUUUCAUGAAACACAGAAAAGUAAUAUGAGAGAAACUCCAUACACAGUAUAUUUUCUUUUCCUAGAUUUUUUUUUAGACUUUGAUAUGUAACAUACAGUAUGCAUUAUUAUUACAGUUUCAAUUCUACAUACUACCUUAAAGUGGAUGUCAGCUAAAACGGUGCCACACAGACAAUGGAUAAAUGGGUGGAAUUAAAGUAAUUUACUUUUCAAAGAUCCACCCCCUCCCCCCCCUUCAAAUUUAUAACAACUUUUUUUAAAUACUGAUUACCCUUCCAGAAAAAUAUUAUAUAUAUUUAUAAUAAUCAGUUGAUUGGUUUUUAUUUCUUUUUGGUUUUCUGCAAUAUCUACAAACAAAUUUUCAACAGGCUUGUGAGAAUAUUUGAAAUACUUCUCUGUUCUGUUGUGGAACAUUGUGUACUUACAAAUAAAACCUUGUAUUUACACUUUUAUUUAAAAGUUUAUUAACCUUUCUGUAAAUAAUCGAUAUUUUUCAUUAAUAUUUGGGAAUAUAAAAUUAAAAAGUACAGAAAUAUGCUCCAUAUUGCUGCUUCCUGUCACUGGUGGUUGAACUUCUUGUGAGAAAGAUGAUUAUUAAAAAAUAUUUUUUUUUUGUAUUAAAAAACAUUGUUUGUUGUGACAAGUUGUCACAAAAAUUUAAUCCCUAACAGGUUUAACUACAACUGUGCUGUUUCUAAAGUAGUGCAACUUGUAUUACAUGUAACUCUUUGCAGGACUGAUUAACUUACUAGCCUUGUGCAGAGGAGUAAGGGAUGAUCUCAUUUAGUUUUAAAAAGCAUCAGUGGGUGAAAUAAAAUAAUCACAGUAAUAAAAGUCCUGGAGAAAGAUAAUGUGUAUUUAGAAAUGGAUAAAAUAACCACUUAAAAAAUCUAAAAUGCUUCAGCUGUGCUUACAGGUAACAUUUAAUCAUUGUGAAAUACUAAGGAAAUGUUACUAAAGAGAGAGUGAUACUGAAUAAUGUAUUGCAUAAAGCACAGACUGGUCAGGAGGAGGGAACACCCAAAACCCACUCAUGGAAGAUCCACUUCUUAUGGAGGAGGUUCUGUUGGUCUACAAUGAAAUGUAAUCACACAGGCACAAGGAAAAAUAGUGUUUCCAGUGCAUUAUGUGCAGACACUGUGAAUUAAGGUAUAUAGAUGGCCUUCUGAUAGUUGAGAAUUGUAUGUUAAACCAGACCAGGCACCAAGUAAAGUAUGACUGUGAGAUUCAUCUUUAAGAUUGUGUUUUAGUGGAUGUGGUAGAUCUGUAAAGAAAGUAAAUACACUGUAAUGUACUUCUUUUUCUGGUCAGGUUUUUCUGCAUCUUUUUAAAAUAAACAUUUUUCCCCCA
Molecule: messenger RNA, 4350 nt
Organism: Melopsittacus undulatus (budgerigar)
Lineage: Eukaryota; Metazoa; Chordata; Aves; Psittaciformes; Psittaculidae
Gene: PIGA
Product: phosphatidylinositol glycan anchor biosynthesis class A
Exons: 6
Coding region: 70-1437 (455 amino acids)
Biological process (GO): GPI anchor biosynthetic process
Cellular component (GO): glycosylphosphatidylinositol-N-acetylglucosaminyltransferase (GPI-GnT) complex
Molecular function (GO): phosphatidylinositol N-acetylglucosaminyltransferase activity
Source: RefSeq, a predicted model, not a curated record